This is a messenger RNA of Durusdinium trenchii, 2942 nucleotides long. The record is from the annotation of a GenBank genome assembly. NCBI's taxonomy places the organism in Eukaryota, Dinophyceae, Suessiales, Symbiodiniaceae.
AUGACCAUCCGAGAGAUGUGGGCGGCAACGCUUUUCCUGUGGCCAGUGCUCUCAUGGGCCGGGCCAGCUGAACAGUUCCUGUCCGAGGACUUCUUCCCAGGUUUUCACAUCCUGGAGAAGCUGGAGGAGUCGCCGAUCUACCAAGUCUACGAUCGAGGCCAGCGCUUGACCGAUCCUCCACAAUUGGAUUGGUCGAAGGCAAAGGAUCUGGCCGAAGCUCAAGAGCGCUUGGAAUCCUUGCUGAAGAUCCCUCCCAGAGAAGAGAUGCAGCUCCCCUGCGCCUUCUUCACGCCUGACGGCGAACGGAUCGAAGCACUGCAGGGUCUUCUACGAUCUCCGGUGCUCUUCUUCCUCGAAAAUGGACAGUGGAUGUGGCCUGCGGUGCGCAUCGGCUUUCAGCAAAAUGUCACAGGGCUGCCGGACGUCUACUUGACCACGCUGUCGCUGCGGCCGGCUGUGUUUGAAGUGCGAAACUUCAUGUCCUCCCAGGAAGCCGAUGAAGUCAUGGCGAUCGGCGCGCAGCAGGGUCUGCAUAGCUCCAAGGGACAGAUGCAAAGCAAUGACCUGAAGAAAGGCACCUCACAUGCCUCCUUUCGGACCUCGAAGCAAGCCUGGUUGAGCAACGAUCUUGCUCCCAUCAUUGCUCGCUUGGAUGAGAGAACGGCGCAGGUGACGCGCAUUCCGGCCGAGCACAAUGAGCCGGUGCAACUGCUCCGCUACGACACUGGGACCUACUACCAUGCACACAUGGACUGGACUGAGCUGGACUUCUACCCAGAUCAAAGACACAUCUGGAUGGACUCCCAUUUUGGUCACUUCGACCGUUUAGCCACCCUCUUCUGGUAUUUGAACGAUGUUCAGGAGGGCGGGGAGACGAUCUUCCCUAAGCAUGGCCAGCCGAUCUGCGCCCCUCGCUCCCUGGGCGGCCCGGCGGCACGCUUCUGCACCGGUGCAAGGGAUCCAGACAUGAGCAGCUGCGUCAAGGGGCUGAAGGUGCGUCCGCGGAAGGGCACCGCCGUGCUGUGGUACAACUUCUUGGCCACGGGACGUGGAGACCGGAACUCGCUCCAUGCGGGCUGUCCUGUGGGUCCGAACGAGACCAAAUGGUCCGGGAACAAAUGGGUGCGCAACAAGCCUUGGGGUACACCUGGACACUGGAUGCCUGGGCACCCUGCCUUGAAACGCUAUGGUUGGAGGGCGGACGAUGAGGAGCCCAGUUGCCAUAUCGCCUUCCAAAGCCACUCUGAUCAGCCGGCAGCGCUGCUGUGGCUCGAUGGCAAGAAAGCCAUGGAGCUGGCGAAGAUCCCCCCGCAUGGCAGCAUCGCUCAGCUCUCCUAUGACGGACAUCGUUUCCAGAUCCGGGUCGGUGAGCACAGCAGUCGCCCCGUCAGCUGUCGGGCACCGUCCAGCGACUUUGUGAUCACCAAGUCCCUGGAUUUGGUGGAGAUUCCAAGUCCCGAGUGCUGCCAGCAACCCGAUCGUGAGGCUCUUCAGAUGCAAGAGUACUUCGAGGCCCUCCUCCGAUACAUUCCAUAUGUGGAUCAGUGUGAGGCCUUGCGGGAAUUCCUGUGCAGUGUGGAUGUGAGUCAGAUGAGCUAUGAUGCGCUGCUGGAUUUGGAGCAGGCUCUGGGCCGUGGCGGUCCGGAGAUCUCCGUGGAUGCGCGGCUCAUUGCGGCGCUGCCCCAGCGCGAGGUGGCUUCCUCCCAGUUCGAGCUGUUCAUUCUUGCUGGUACCACUUUGAAUGCAUUGCUCAAUGGAUUCCGCAGAGCAAUACCUGCUGUGCCGCUGGGACGAAUUGGGGGGCCGAACAGUGCCGAACAGAGCUUGGGGAGAGCCGAGAGGCGUGUUGACCUGGCGGUGCUUCUUUUCGGCCCUGGGAGAGGGGCCUUUGGGGAAUUGGAACAACGGCCUUCCUUCCCCGCGGGCGAAGAGGAGACAGCAGCUCGCCGUGGCGCGCGGCCACGCGAAGGCGACUGGCCAGGGUGCCAUGUGGCGCAUGGGAAGGUUGAUUGGAUCUUGGGAUUGGAGGACUUGCGCUCGGCUGGUCUCCAUGGAGACCUGCCAGACCUCUCGGUGGAUCCGCGCCGGAAGGUCUUGAGUGUGAUCAAUGCUCAGGAUGAAACGAGGUGUUUCUACAUCUCCCUCCUGGGCCACGGCGCCACCGGGCGCCGCGGGCGGCCGCUGGCGCCGGGCCGCAGCUGGAGAGGAACGACCGUCGACGCUGUGACGACCUUGGUGCUCGUGGUGCCGGGCCAGAUGGUGAUGGACGUUUGCCGGGUGAAGGUCAAGGAUGUGCGAUCGUUGGAGCUCCACUCGGAUAUCCUGCCGCUGCCAGCUCCUCCCGAGCGAACACCGCCUGGGAGAAGCUUUGUCUACGACUUUCCACUGGAGGGUGGGCCCUUUCUGUGCUCCCAAGGACAUGGCGGGAGGCUAACGCACUUCGCUCACCCCUCCACUUUUUACGCCUUGGAUUUCGACUGCGCGGUGAACACCGCCGUGUUGGCAAUGGAAGAGGGCGUGGUAACACAGAUCCGCGACAACGAGACGGCUUCAGGAGUCGAUGUGGAGAACUUCUUCAAAUGGAAUCAGAUCACUGUGAAGCAGGUGGAUGGCACUUGGGCUGAAUACGUCCACAUCCAGUCGGCCGCAGUGCCGCUGGGCGCCGCCGUGACGCGGGGGCAACGGAUCGCCAGCAGCGGCGCGGUCGGCUUUUGCCCCACGGCGCACUUGCACGUGGAGCUCCAUCUGUCCGACGCCUUGGAGGCUCCCUCGGUGCCCUUCGGCUUCCGUGGCCAGGAGCAGGACUUCUACUGCCAGCAGGGGCUAUGCUACACGGCCCACGGUGUGUGGAGUGCCAGUGAGGAAGCGCAAGAGGAAAAUGUCCAUAUGCUUCACGGCGAGCGUUCUGUGACCAUGUGGGGGCCAGAUGAGGAGCAGACAGA